This is a messenger RNA of Chaetura pelagica (chimney swift), 3057 nucleotides long. It is a transcript of the gene CEP131, whose product is annotated as centrosomal protein 131kDa. NCBI's taxonomy places the organism in Eukaryota, Metazoa, Chordata, Aves, Apodiformes, Apodidae. Gene Ontology annotation, biological process: cilium assembly; regulation of centrosome duplication; intraciliary transport involved in cilium assembly. The transcript is spliced from 22 exons. The coding region runs from base 1 to 3057 and encodes 1018 amino acids. Gene Ontology annotation, cellular component: centriolar satellite. The record is from RefSeq and is a predicted model, not a curated record.
AUGAGGAGCAGCCGCAGCAGCUGCUCCGUGCAGGGCGCUGGUUCUGCCGGGCUGGAUCUGAGCCUGACGGGGCUCCCGGUCCCGGUGUCCCGGCGUCCCGGCAGUGCCUCCCCCACCAAGCACCUGGCGCGCUCCGUCUCGGUCACCGCCGAUGGCAAAGCCAAGAGAAACACUCCGGAGGACGUGGGGUCCCGGGCCAUGAACAACCUCCGGAGGUCCAGCAGCACCACCCAGGUUCACCAGCGGGUGAACAGUGUCUGCAGCCCAGAGCAGAGCGGAGACUUCCUGAGCUUCUUUGAGAGCAGUUCUGGGGGGAGAAAGAAGCCAGUGGGUCUGAGCAAAACUUCCCAGGAAAAGAAAACCACGUGGAACAUCUUGGAUGACCAGCCACGGGCGUUCCCGGGCCCCUCUGGCUCCAGCAGUGCUGAGCCACCAGUGGGAAUGAGGAGGAAAGAAGCCACCGUGCUCCUGGCAGCCAACUUCACUGCCAACAACAGGAGCAACAAGGGCACAGUGGGCAACUGUGUCACCACCAUGGUGCACAACAACUACUGCACCGAGAAGGGCCCCGCGCCCAAGAGCUCCAACCAGGCGCCCAGCUCCCUCAACAACGUCAUCAAAGCGACCUCGAACGAGGAGGGUGAGAGCAGCAGUUUGGUGAAGUCGCAGAAGAAUUUCUCCAGCAACAACAUCAUGGCCCGCAACAACAACAGCAGCAGCAGGAGCAGCCUGCCCAGAAGGAAUGAGGUGACUGAGGAGGAAGCAGAGAGGUUCAUCCAGCAGGUGAACCUCGCCGCCCUCACCAUCCAGCGCUGGUACCGGCGGCACUCGCAGCGGCGCCGGGCGGCGGCGGCGGCGCUGGGGCGCUUGUUGGCUUCCAAAAGGGAGGAAAGGCAGCAGCGGAUGGAGGAAGGGAAUAUCCUGGAUUUGCAGGAGAGGAAGGACGAGGAACGCCGGAAGAUCCGAGAGGAGAAGGCGCGUCAGGCCCGACGUGCUGCCAUCCAGGAACUGCACCAGAAAAGGGCCCAAAAGGCUUUGGACUCAAAGCACUUGGCAGAAGAAGAGCUUGUGCUGGUGAAGGAGAGCAGAAGGGUAGCAAAGAAGAAGCCUGCCAAGCCCACCUCUGCCAGGAACACCAGUCCAGCCAGCAGUGUUACCAAAGCCAAUAACACGGGUGAGCCCCUUCAGGAGGUCUCCAGUGCUCUUGGAGCAGUGUGUGAUGAGAGGGGGAUGGAGGAGGAGGAUGGGGGCAGCUCUCACUCUGGGGAGCUGCUUUCAAGGUGCUGGUGGUUGUUUCAAGUGCCUGAGAACAGUCUGGUUCCUGCAGAGGCCAAUUUCCAAUCGGUAGCUGUGGAGCCAGAAGAAAACAGCCUGGCAGAGCUGGGCUCUGUGGCCUCUCGGGACCCUGGGGCAGAGGACACACUGCAGGAUGGGAGCUCGAGAGAGACGGGCGGCGAGGACCUGGAGCCAGUGGUGACAGCUGCCAGCAGGGCACAGCCCAAGGGGACGCUCAACGAGCUGCUGGACACGCUCCGGCUGCUGGAGGAAGAGCCAGAGCUGCUGCCCCCACCAAAGCUCCUCAAGGACAGAUAUGCCUGGGCAGAGGGGGAGCCCAGCUCCAAUUCCCUGACUGCUGAUAACUUGGAGAAGUUUGGGAAGCUGAACCAUUCCCCGGGGGUCCCUGAGGAUGGGGCCCUGCUCUCAGAGGCCAAGCUCCAAAGCAUCAUCAGUUUUCUGGAUGAGAUGGAGAAGUCAGAACAGGAGAGGCCCAGGUCGGCUGCCUCGGCCACGCAGCGGGAGGGCCUCCUCUCGGAAGAGGAGCUGGCUCACUUGGAGCAGGCGUCGGCUGUUGCCACGGAGGUGACGAGCUCCAUCAUGAGGCUGAAGCUGGAAGUGGAGGAGAAGAAGCGAGCCAUCAGCCUGCUGCAGACUGCCCUGGCUCAGCAGAGAGAACUGUCACUCCGGCACGUCAAACAGACUGAGAAGGAGCUGAGCCACCAGCUCAGGCUGCAGAGGGAGCAGUAUGAGGCAGCCAUCCAGAGGCAUCUGACCUUCAUCGACCAGCUCAUCGAUGAUAAGAAGGUGCUGAGUGAGAAGUGUGAGGCUGUGGUAGCUGAGCUCAAACAAGUGGACCAGAAGUAUGGCAAGAAGAUCACGCAGAUGCAGGAGCAGCAUGAGCUGGAGAUUAAGAAGCUGAAGGAGGUGAUGACAGCGACCGAGAAAAUCCGGCGGGAAAAGUGGAUUGAUGAGAAAACCAAAAAGAUCAAAGAAAUCACUGUGAAAGCAACAAGUGACAGGGCAAGAGGAAUUAGUCUUAAGUUGUGCCAGGCAGAAGUGAAGGUGCUGAAAGACCGGCUGGAGAUGGAGAAGCAGGCCUGGGAGGAGAACUACAUGAAGAAGGAGGAAGCCUGGCUGCUGUCCCGGGAGCAGGAGCUGCGGGACGAGGUGAGGAAGGAGAGAGACAAAGAGAUCGAGGUGGUGAUCCAGCGCCUGGAGGCUGACAUGUCCUUGGCCAAGGAGGAGUGUGAGAGGGCAGCGGAGAACAGGAUAAAGAGGAUCCGAGACAAAUACGAGGUGGAGCUCCAGGAGCUGGAGAGGUCGGAGCGGAAGCUGCAGGAUCGCUGCAACGAGCUGAAGGGGCGGCUGGCAGAGCUGGAAGGGGAGAGCAUCCGUCUGCAGGGCCUGCUGAAGCACAAGGAGCAGGAGGUGGAGGAGAUCCAGAAGGUGAGGGACGAGCUGGCCCAGGAGCGGAGCAGCCUGACAGAGGUGAUCCGGCAGGAGUUUGCUGACAGGCUGGUGGGCACCGAGGAGGAGAACAAGCGGCUAAAGGUGGAGAUGGCAGAGAUGAGAGCCCGGCAGCGCCUGGAGCUGGACAGGAUACUGAGGGAGAAGGACCAGGAGCUGGAGGAGGUGCACAGGAGGGUGAAGACAGCAGUGGUGAGGAAGGCAGAGAGCGUGAGCAGCCUUCGGAAGCAGUACGAAGCGGCCGUGCAGCGCGCCGACCGCCUGGAAGCCCUCCUGAAGCAGCAGCAAAAGCAGCUGCUGGCUACCAAAUAA